GCUUCCAGGGUCUCUCAGCUUGCAGAGCAAGGAAAUAUAUAUGAGUAUACCAACUUAUGUACAUAUACAUAUCUACAAGUAUUUAUGUAUAUAUAUAUAUAUAGUGUGUGUGUGUAUAUAUACAAUAUAUCUAACCAUCUGUAUUUAUAUUAAGCUAAUCGUGAGUUUAUACUAAUGGCCUCAACUCUAAUCCAGAACCUGGAUCAUUCUAGCCUUCUCUACUCGCUUGUCUGUGACCUCCCACUCUCGCAGAGAGAAAACAACCUCCUGCCAUCCACUCUUCAUUUACUUGAUUGUCUAAUUCCAGUAUACAUUCAGCCCUCUGUAUCUGCAGACUUGAAAGCUGAAAGCUUUUCAUAUACACUUUUAGCCAAUCUUUUUUUUUUCAGCCUCUUGCUUUUCUGAAGUAUCAAGGCCUUCAAUUCCUGAGCAUUUCUAGAGUUAUAGAUGUCGUUGCUCGUUUCGUGGUGCAGUCACUCUCUGCAGGCACUGAGGUGUCAGUGUUUCCUCUGCUAAGCUGUUACUCCUCUGUCAGCUUUCUGUCUUCCAAAAUUAUGUUAAGCUCUCUUGUCCUUGUGGGUUUAUGCCACACUUAUGUAUUUUGCAAAUACAGCUCUUAAUGUACAGUUGUGAUAAAAAAUAAUUGUGUGCAGUUGAUGUCUUUCUUUUUUCCCCCCUUUUUAAAAAAUCAAAUUUGUUUAGGUACUAUUUACAUACAGAAUAAUAUACACCCAUUUUUUAAAUUAUUAAAGAUUAAUUAAUUAAUUGAUUUUUAUUGAACUGUAGUUAACAUACGUGCUCAUUUCUUCAUGAGCAUUCCCUGACUGCUCUUGGGUCAGGAAUAAACCUAUAAAAAACUAUCAGUAGUAUUCUUUUGAAACUUGCUGAAGUUAACAUUUCUGCUUCAUUUGUGGUUGCUCCCUUGGCAACACCAUAGUAACUGUAACUGCUGGCAGGGUUUGAAAGUUUCUACUUUGACUUUCUUUUAUGGCAGUUUGCUCUUUCACACACACUCUUUCUUAUUCUUUUGCAGCAUGUGGAAUACCAGCAGGGCAGAUUGUUUUAUAUUAUGGACAACUAACUUCGGACAUAUCAUUAAAAAAAUAGGGGACAGAAUUCAAGAUCUGUUUUCUUUAGUAACAGGAAUAAAAUAUUUAUAAAAUUCCUAAUUGUUUCUAUAAUUCCAAUAAAUGGAACUGGGACCUUCUAAUGGUUUACAGUUAUGGUUUUUUAAAAAGUUUAUUCAAGUUUAUUUAUUUGCUUAUUAUUGAGGUAUAGUUGAUGCACAAUAUUAUAUAAAUUUCAGGUGUACAACCUAGUGAUUCACAAUUUUUAAAGGUUAUAUUCCACUUGUAGUUUUUAUAAAAUAUUGGCUACAUUCCCUGUGUUGUACAGUAUAUCCUUGUAGCUCAUUUAUUUCAUACAUGGUAGUCUGUACCUUUUACUCCCCCACCCCUCUCUUGCCCCUCCUCCCUUCCCUCUCCCCACUGGUAACCACUAGUUUAUUCUCUAUAUCUGCGAGUCUGUUUCUUUUUUGUUAUAUUCACUAAUUUAUUUUUCAGAUUCCAUAUAUAAGUAAUAUAUAUUUUAUGUUUUACUGAAUGUACUGAAAGGGCUGCAUGCGUUUUUUUUUAUCCUAAGGGAUUAAAUGGGAUGAGAUAAAAUAGCAAUUUUAAGAAGGGGUACUGAACUAGGUGAAGGCUUAGAUUAAAGAGAUGCUUUUAGUGUGCCCACUAUGGGAUGCAUGACUUCUCUUAUGUGAUCUUAUUUACUUUUAUUCUGCAAAUGACCACAAUGGAGCUAUGAACCCUUUACAGAUAUGAACUUGGAGCCUUUGUCUUCAGUCAGGGCAGAGCCAAAGUGGGAAGUCAGGGCCCGUGCACUUUCCACUGGGCUUAGGUCCUGUAUUUCUCUAGCUUAGGUUUCCCUAGCUUAGGUCCUGUAUUUCCCCUGUGCUUUGCUUCCAGGUUAAUGAGAGCCAGUGUAGCACAGUGGGUAAGCAUGGACUCUGAAGCCACACUGCCUGCAUUCAAAUAUGUAUACUACCAUGUACCACUUGAGAUCUUUGCCUCAGUUUCUCUAUCUGUAAAAUGGAGAGAAUGAUAGUUGUGGUGGGAAUUAAUAUUGUAAAACACCUAGUAAACAUUAUAUCAAUACAAGUGUUUACUAAAUAAUAGGUAAAUUGUGUUGCACUUCUUGUCCUCCUACUGUGCUCAAUACCAAAAGGAAAGCAGAUAUUGUCUUUAGGUCUUCCCAUAAGGGCCAGCUCUGUGGAAACAGAAAUGUGUAUAGAUGUGAGAGAGUUCCUUCUUACAUGGACGGUUUGGGCCAGGCAGGUAAUACGUUUUAACUAAAAUGUCACUUAGCAGCGCUAACCCUCAAAUGAUGUUCUUAAGCAAAAUCUAAGUGCUUAUAAGACUUGUAUAUCGUUGAAUAGCUACGUAGAGCUUUAAUAAGGGUGAAAAAUUCCAGUGGUUGAACUGAAAUAAUCAGAUGAGGAAUGGUAAAAUAAUCUAAUUAUUUUGUCUUAAUAAAGUGAGGGGGCUGAGCUAGAUGACUUCAAAUACAUGUGAUUUUUAUAAUCAUUAAGCUUCUUGGUUUAGUCAGCUAGCUCAGACCUGGAAUGUAGAUGCUAAUGUGCUUAGAUUAAAAAAUGGAAUGAUGUAAUAGCUGAAAAUCCUCUGGUGUCAUUUGCCUAAUUAAAAUCCCCAAAGCUGCCUAUCUGGCACAUAAAAGCAACCACUAGAUUGCAGAGAUCUUUGGUUAUAACUUUGUGUCCUUUUGUCCAUGAGCCAUUGUAACCCCUUAUCCCUAUGUUGAAUAAGUCAAUGACCUUGGUGCCGUACUGCACCUGAGGUUACUUUUUAAAUGAAGGAAUUAAGACAAUAUUGUUAUCACCUGUAGGCGGGUGACCUGCCCAGGAUGUUAUCCAGUGCAGACUCUGGGACGGCACGUCUGUUUCAGAAUACCAGUUCCACAUGGGGAAUUGAAUAGUGUCAACAACUAAAGAUUAGCCUUUGCUUGUUUGUAGAAACGACAAAGUAAAGGAGCUAGAAGAGUUCAUAGUCUGAGGGGUAAACACACUGAAAAGGAUAGUGUUUCUCAUUCUGGGAGACGGUUUUAUAUCAGUCUGAGAAAAGCAUCUGAGUAGUUUUAAUCAAACACCCUGGGCUUAGGCUAGACUUCCAGUGGCUCAUCCACAUGAUGGAUGGAUAAAGAGCACUGAUUGGAGAAUCAGUGGCUCCUGAAGAGGCAGCUGUUGAAGGUUCUCGCCAGGCAAUUGUCUGGCAAUUGUCUUGAUAAAUGAGACUAUGCAGUUGCAAAGCAAACAAAGCCGAGGCCGCUAAGUUGACCAGGAAAAGUCUUUUUUUUUUCCGUUUGUAUUGUAGCGCAGGUGCCUAUAGGAGCAGAGAGACACUGGGGUGCCCAGCUGACCUUCAUUAACAUCAGAUCAGUUGCUAAUUUUAGUAAGCAUUUGAUUAGUAUUUGGGAUGUUAUGGUCAGGAAUUUCUUCAUUUUCCCCCACUGGGAAGAUCCUAUUGAAGUGAUAUCUGUGUGUUUAGUUUUCCAAGUACUAUUGACCCUUGAACAACUCAGAGGUUAGGGACGCUGGACCUUCCACACAGUCAAAAAUUUACUUAUAAUUAAUAGCCGGCCCUCUGUACAAGUGGUUCCCCCAUAUCUGUGAUUCCACAUCUACAGGCAGAUUCAACCAACCCUGGAUCAUGUAGUACUGUAUUAUUUACUACUGAAAAGAAUCCUUAUGUAAGUGGACCCAUGCAGUUCAAACCUGUGUCGUUCAAGGGUUAACUGGGUUGGAAUUCUUGACAAUAACCCCACAGAAUGCUGCUGCUAGUAGUAGCUAUUAACUGAGUAUCUAUUGCAUGGAAAAGGAAGAAAGGCAAUACUAUGUAUUGUUUAAGAGCUGGGCACUGAAAUGAAACUCCUGGGUUUCAUUCCUCACUGUACUAUUUACAGGCUUUGUGAUUUUGAGCAAAUUAACCUUUCUGGGCCUCAAUUUUCUCAUUUAUAAAAUGGAAAUAGUAAGUGCUCCAUCCACGUUAGCAGCUGUUGUUAACAGCAUCGUUGUUGUUGUUGAUUUCUUCAGCUGACCAAUGACUGCGGGAAGAGUGCAAAGUCUGUUGUACCCAUACAUUGACCCCUUUCUGGGUCCUUCUCACAUCAAGUAUGAUGGAGGGAGAUAAGUGAGUGAACCAAAUAUCCUGGUGGUCUGAGACAUUUCCCGUCUGUGACUUCAGUUUUUCUCUCCAGCAGCAGCUUCCCACACCUAGUUCCCCCGAGGGAUCCAGCCUGGACUGGAAGUGGGCAGCGCUCCAGAGACGUGGGAGUGAACGCUGCACGGAAAUACCUGCUCACCUCAGGAGAAACCAAACUUGGGGAGAAUGUUUGCGGUACACUUGAUGGCAUUUUACUUCACCAAGCUGAAGGAGGACCAGAUCAAGAAGGUGGACAGGUUCCUGUAUCACAUGCGGCUCUCCGAUGAGACCCUUUUGGACAUCAUGGCUCGGUUCCAGGCUGAAAUGCAGAAGGGCCUGGGGAAGGACACCAACCCCACAGCGUCGGUGAAGAUGCUGCCCACCUUUGUCAGGGCCAUUCCAGAUGGCUCAGAAAACGGGGAGUUUCUUUCCCUGGAUCUUGGAGGAUCUAAGUUUCGAGUCUUGAAGGUGCAAGUCUCCGAAGAGGGGAAACGAAAUGUCCAGAUGGAGAGUCAGUUCUACCCAACACCCAACGAAAUUAUCCGAGGGAAUGGCACAGAGCUGUUUGAAUACAUAGCUGACUGUCUGGCAGAUUUCAUGAAAACCAAAGAGCUGAUGCAGAAGAAAUUACCUCUUGGCCUAACCUUUUCUUUUCCCUGCAAACAGACUAAAUUAGAAGAGGGUGUCCUGCUUUCAUGGACAAAGAAGUUUAAGGCGCGGGGAGUUCAGGGCACAGACGUAGUGAGCUCUCUGACCAAUGCUAUGAGAAAACACAAGCAGGACUUAGAUGUGGACAUCCUGACUUUGGUCAAUGACACCGUGGGGACCAUGAUGACGUGCGCCUAUGAUGAUCCCUACUGUGAAGUUGGUGUCAUCAUUGGCACCGGCACCAACGCGUGCUACAUGGAGGACAUGAGCAACAUCGAGCUGGUGGAAGGCGACGAAGGGAGGAUGUGCAUCAACACCGAGUGGGGGGCCUUCGGGGACGACGGGGCCCUGGAGGACAUCCGCACCGAGUUCGACCAGGAGCUGGACCUCGGCUCUCUGAACCCCGGGAAGCAGCUGUUUGAGAAGAUGAUCAGCGGCCUGUACUUAGGUGAACUCGUCAGGCUCAUCUUGCUGAAGAUGGCCAAGGCAGGCCUCCUGUUUGGCGGCGAGAAAUCCUCCGCUCUCCACAUUAAGGGCAAGAUUGAAACACGGCACGUGGCUGCCAUGGAGAAGUAUAAAGAAGGCCUGGCUAAUACAAGAGAGAUCCUCACGGAUCUGGGCCUGGAGCCUUCGGAGGCCGACUGCGUCGCGGUCCAGCACGUCUGCACCAUCGUUUCCUUCCGCUCAGCCAAUCUCUGUGCAGCGGCCCUGGCAGCCAUCCUAACACGCCUGCGGGAGAACAAGAAGCUGGUGCGGCUCCGGACCACGGUGGGCAUGGAUGGCACACUCUACAAGAUCCACCCCCAAUACCCAAAACGCCUGCACAAGGUGGUGAGGAAACUGGUCCCGAACUGUGACGUCCGCUUCCUCCUGUCGGAGAGUGGCAGCACCAAGGGGGCCGCCAUGGUGACCGCAGUGGCCUCCCGCGUGCAGGCCCAGCGGAAGCAGAUUGACAAGGUGCUGGCUUUGUUCCGGCUGACCCGAGAGCAACUUGUGGGCAUUCGGGACAAGAUGCGGGUUGAGCUCGAGUACGGGCUGAAGAGGGACACCCACCCGCUGGCCACGGUCAAGAUGCUGCCCACCUACGUCUGCGGGAUGCCAGAUGGCACAGAGAAAGGAAAGUUCCUUGCCCUGGAUCUUGGGGGAACCAACUUCCGGGUCCUCCUGGUGAAGAUCAGAAGCGGACGGAGGUCAGUGCGAAUGUACAACAAGAUCUUCACCAUCCCCCUGGAGAUCAUGCAGGGCACUGGCGAAGAGCUGUUUGACCACAUUGUGCAGUGCAUCGCUGACUUCCUGGACUACAUGGGCCUCAAGGGAGCCCAGCUGCCUUUGGGCUUCACAUUCUCAUUUCCCUGCAGGCAGGCGAGCAUUGACAAGGGAACACUCAUUGAGUGGACCAAAGGCUUCAAGGCUACUGACUGUGAAGGGGAAGAUGUGGUGGACAUGCUCAGGGAAGCCAUCAAGAGGAGAAAUGAGUUUGACCUGGACAUAGUCGCAGUUGUGAAUGACACAGUGGGGACCAUGAUGACCUGUGGCUAUGAAGAUCGUAAUUGUGAGGUUGGCCUGAUUGCAGGAACAGGCAGCAACAUGUGCUACAUGGAGGAGAUGAGGAACAUUGAACUGGUGGAAGGGGAUGAAGGGAAGAUGUGCAUAAACACAGAGUGGGGAGGAUUUGGAGAUAAUGGCUGCCUAGAUGACAUCCGGACCCAGUACGACAAGGAGGUGGACGAGGGGUCCUUGAAUCCUGGCAAACAGAGAUACGAGAAAAUGACCAGUGGGAUGUACCUGGGGGAGAUUGUGCGGCAGAUCCUGAUUGACUUGACCAAGCAGGGUCUUCUCUUCAGAGGGCAGAUUUCAGAGCGUCUCCGGACCAGGGGCAUCUUUGAAACCAAGUUCUUGUCUCAGAUUGAAAGCGAUCGGCUGGCCCUCCUCCAGGUCAGGAAGAUCCUGCAGCAGCUUGGCCUGGACAGCACGUGUGAGGACAGCAUCGUGGUGAAGGAGGUGUGCGGAGCUGUGUCCCGGCGCGCGGCCGAGCUCUACGGUGCCGGCCUGGCCGCCGUCGUGGAGAAGAGGAGGGAAGACCAGGGGUUUGAGCACCUGAAGAUCACCGUGGGCGUGGAUGGCACCCUGUACAAGCUGCACCCGCACUUUUCUCGGAUAUUGCAGGAAACUGUGAAAGAACUAGCUCCUCGAUGUGAUGUGACAUUCAUGUUGUCAGAAGAUGGGAGUGGAAAGGGAGCAGCUCUGAUCACUGCUGUGGCCAAGAGGUUACAGCAGGCACGGAGGGAGAACUAGGAACCCCUUGGGGUUGGGCCGCAUGUGCCUUGGAUACUGACCAGCCUUUCCUCUGGCAGAUGAGUUGGUCAGAGACCAGCAGGCAAGCUUCUGGCUGACUUCACCUUCUGGAUAGCCAAAAGAGAACCCCAGGUUCUUGGGUACUCUUAGCAUUUUGUUACUGGUUUUCAAGGGCAUUAAAUGACAUCUCUGUUUGGCGUGUUUGGACCAAAGAUGGGCCAACUUAUAAAAUCAAAGCAUUGGGCCCAAGAGAUCCCCUUUCAGCAAGUCUUUCAGUUGAGACCUGAGCUGUUAGUUCUCUAUGGCUUUGGGUCCUGUGGCUGCUGGGCUCAGAAACAAAUACACGAUCUGCCCAUGUGGCCUGGCUGGCUGAAUUCCCCACUGGGAUGCUUCAGCCAUUGCUUGUAAUAGAUUGAGCCAUCUACUUGUGGAUGCACAUUUGAGAGGGAUUGGGGCUUAAUCAACUGGAGAUCGAAUCUAACUUGUCAUUAACUUGUCAUGUUGACUUCAAGCGUGAAGAGAGAACAAAAACUUUGGAGUAUUCAGCCCCAGGAUGAAGAAGCGUUGAUUGCCAGGGAGCCCUGUAGGAAACUUGUCAUGCUUAAAGUGAGUUAUAUCAGCACCCUGUAGGAUUUUGUUUCUCAGUAAACGUGUGUGAUGGGGAGGGUGCUGUUUGGGGCACCUGUUAUCAUUUUACAUGUGGUUUUUGUCACUGCUGAUAAUUGUUUUAAGGACUGUUAGGUAUAUGAAAUCCAGUAAAUGAAUAAAAAUAUUUGAUUUCCCAAGA
Molecule: messenger RNA, 7947 nt
Organism: Globicephala melas (long-finned pilot whale)
Lineage: Eukaryota; Metazoa; Chordata; Mammalia; Artiodactyla; Delphinidae
Gene: HKDC1
Product: hexokinase domain containing 1
Biological process (GO): glycolytic process; glucose 6-phosphate metabolic process; intracellular glucose homeostasis
Cellular component (GO): mitochondrion; cytosol
Molecular function (GO): fructokinase activity; D-glucose binding; ATP binding
Source: RefSeq, a predicted model, not a curated record